UCACGCGCCGCCCGCAGUUUUUAUACCAUAUUCGAGACGCACGCACGUACAAGUGGAACUAAGUGCCAAGAGUAACAUGUCGCGGUAUUUUGCGUUUUUCGCGUUACUCGCGCUCGCGGCCGCCUACCCCGCGAGCGACGACGUCCCUCGCCCCAUCACCACCAUCACAGACUCAGACUUCGAAGACCCAUCCCCCUGGUUCAGAUUUCCACCGUUCGGAAACAUUUUUGCGCCUCUAACAAAACUGUUCUCAAGUUUCGCGGACAUCGGACCGAGGAUCGAGAUAGACGAUGACAAGUUCCGAGUGAUCGUCAACGUUAAGGAGUACAAGAAGGAAGAUUUGAAAGUUAAGGUGAAAGGUGACUUCAUUCUAGUCCAAGGAGCGCAUGAAGCUAAACACGAUGAUCAUGACCUAUUCGCCAGCCAAUUCUUCCACACAUACAGUCUCCCGUUAAACGCCAGUGCAUCAGAUGUCACUGCUACUCUGACUAGCGACGGAUAUUUGGAUGUGAUCGCUCCUAUCAAUGGUGCUGAUGAAAACGAAAAGGCUGCUGAAAGGGAAGUGCCGAUCGUUGAAAGUGGGAAACCAUUGAAGGAAGAGAAAGAGCCCGUCGUUCCAGCUCCAGCUGUGCCAGCUCCAGAAGAGCCAGCUCCAGUUAUUCCAGUGGAAAACGCUGAUAACGUAGCAAAUUUUGAUAAAGUUGAAACAUUCGACACACCGAUAAACACACCGAUAGAGCCCCUUGCUAAGGUUGAAACUGUUGAUAAAGUAGAAAAUGAACCGUCUGCCACUGUUGAUAAGGUCGAUGUGGAACCAACUGCCACUGUUGAGAAGGUUGAAAAUGAUAAACCGAUUGCCCCUGUUGAGACAGUUGAAAAUAUUGAAUCAAUUCCUCCUGCUGACAAGGUCGAAAAUUUUGAAAAAGUCGAGCCACUCCCAGUGACGACACAAGCUGCUGAAGUUGAAGCUGAAAAGGAAGUGACACCUGCGCCCGCGCAGGAAGAGGUACCCGUCCAGGACAUCAAAGUCCCCCAGGAUAACGAACUGAACGAAAUCCAGCCCUAAAGUGAUAUAGAUUUAAGUAUGUAUUUAUAAAACAGUAUUGUAAUAAAUAUUUUUAAUACGAA
Maniola jurtina (meadow brown) is the source of this 1128-nucleotide messenger RNA. RefSeq names its product heat shock protein 67B1-like. The coding region runs from base 77 to 1066 and encodes 329 amino acids. The record is from RefSeq and is a predicted model, not a curated record. The transcript has a single exon. NCBI's taxonomy places the organism in Eukaryota, Metazoa, Arthropoda, Insecta, Lepidoptera, Nymphalidae. Gene Ontology annotation, molecular function: protein folding chaperone. Gene Ontology annotation, biological process: protein refolding; response to heat.